AUGAAAGCCCACUUCUUCGUUUUGCUUCUCUCUCUUACCUUUCUCCCUCUACAAGCCUCACCACCACCUUUUUUUACCUCAACAAACAAAGACACCCAAAACCUUAUCAACUUCAAGACUGCUCUCUCUAGCCUCUCUCUCCUUCAAAACUGGCUUCCUAACCAAAACCCUUGUACCUUCACUGGAGUUAAUUGCCAAGAAACCACUAACAAAGUCUCCUCUAUAGACCUCACUAACAUUUCCUUAAAUUGUGAUUUUCACCCCGUGGCUACGUUUCUUUUGUCUCUUGAAAACUUAGAGAGCCUUUCUUUGAAAUCAGCCAACAUUUCUGGACCUAUUUCUUUUCCUGUUGGAUCUAAGUGCAGCUCGGUUCUGAGCAACUUAGAUCUAUCUCAGAAUAGUUUCUCAGGUUCUGUCUCUGAUAUCGCCACUUUACGUUCUUGUCCAGCUUUGAAAUCCUUGGACCUUUCUGGCAACUCCAUUGAGUUUUCAGUGCUUAAAGAGAAAUCAAGGGGGCUAAGAGGGCUCAGCUUUAAGUUCCUUGAUCUUUCUUUCAAUAAUAUUGUAGGCUCAAACGUGGUGCCUUUUAUUUUAUCUGGAGGCUGCAAUGAGUUGAAGCACUUGGCUUUGAAGGGAAAUAAAGUGAGUGGAGAUAUUGAUUUUUCAAGUUGCAAGAAUCUCCAGUAUCUUGAUGUCUCUGCAAACAAUUUCUCUUCGAGUGUUCCCUCAUUUGGUGACUGUUUAGCUUUGGAGCAUCUUGAUAUCUCUGCCAAUAAGUUUUAUGGUGAUCUUGGUCAUGCAGUUGGGGGUUGUGUUAAGCUCAGCUACUUGAAUGUUUCAAGCAACAAGUUUUCAGGUCCAAUCCCAGUGCUUCCAACUGGGAGUUUGCAAUCACUUUCACUUGGUGGCAAUCAUUUUGAAGGGGAGAUUCCUCUGCAUCUCAUGGAUGCUUGUCCAGGUCUUGUUAUGCUUGAUCUUUCCUCAAAUAAUAUCUCUGGUUCUGUCCCCAGUAGUUUUGGUUCUUGCACUUCGUUGGAAACUUUUGAUAUUUCUACCAACAACUUCACUGGUGAAUUGCCUGUUGAUACUUUCUUGAAAAUGACUAGUCUGAAGAGGCUUGAUUUGGCAUAUAAUGUUUUUAUUGGUGGUUUGCCUGAUUCUUUCUCACAGCACACUAGUUUGGAGUCUUUAGAUCUGAGUUCUAAUAGUUUAUCUGGGCCAAUCCCCACUGGUUUGUGUCAAGGUCCAAGUAACAACUUCAAAGAGCUGUAUCUUCAAAACAAUAGGUUUACUGGGUCUAUUCCUGCAACCCUCAGUAACUGCUCUCAACUUAGAGCACUCCAUUUGAGCUUCAAUUACCUCACUGGGACUAUCCCUUCGAGCUUGGGAUCGCUCUAUGAGCUUCGCGAUUUGAACCUUUGGUUCAAUCAGCUCCAUGGAGAAAUCCCACCUGAGUUAAUUAACAUAAAAGCACUUGAGACUCUGAUUCUAGACUUCAAUGAGCUGACAGGAGUGAUACCUUCAGGUAUAAGCAAUUGCACCAACCUUAACUGGAUCUCACUGUCUAACAAUUGGUUAGGUGGUGAGAUUCCAGCAUCGAUUGGCAAGCUUGAGAGUCUUGCAAUUCUCAAACUGAGCAACAACUCCUUCUAUGGUAGAAUCCCGCCAGAGCUUGGAGAUUGUCGUAGCUUGAUUUGGUUGGAUCUCAAUACCAAUUUUCUGAAUGGAACAAUCCCACCCGAGUUGUUCAAACAGUCUGGCAGCAUUGCUGUAAAUUUUAUCAGAGGAAAGAGGUAUGUGUAUCUGAAGAAUGAAAAAAGCGAACAGUGUCAUGGGGAGGGAAAUUUGCUUGAGUUUGCUGGAAUAAGACCGGAACAGCUGGGCAGAAUCUCGAGCAGUCACCCCUGCAACUUUACCAGAGUAUAUGGAGAUUACACCCAGCCCACAUUUAAUGAUAAUGGGUCAAUGAUAUUCCUCGAUCUUUCUUACAAUAUGUUGUCUGGCAGUAUUCCAGCAGCGAUUGGGAGUAUGUCGUACCUCUAUAUUUUGAACUUGGGCCAUAAUAAUAUCUCUGGAAUCAUUCCGCAAGAGAUUGGAAAGUUGACUGGUCUUGACAUUCUUGACCUCUCCAACAACAGGCUUGAAGGGAUGAUUCCUCAGUCAAUGACUGGCCUUUCAUUACUCUCGGAGAUUGAUAUGUCCAACAAUCACCUCACUGGAAUGAUUCCUGAAGGGGGUCAGUUUGUAACAUUUUUAAAUCGUAGUUUCCUCAACAACUCAGGCCUCUGUGGGAUACCUCUUCCUCAAUGUGGGUCAGGUUCAGGAUCAAGCCCGAAUUCUGGGCAUCAGAAGUCGCAUAGGAGGCAGGCAUCUCUGGCAGGGAGUGUGGCAAUGGGAUUGCUGUUCUCGCUUUUCUGCAUUUUUGGUUUGAUUAUUGUUGCUGUGGAAAUGAAGAAGAGGAAGAAAAGGAAAGAUUCAGCCCUAGAUGUCUAUAUAGACAGCCGUUCACAUUCUGGCACGGCAAAUAUUGCCUGGAGGCUUACUGGUCGUGAAGCAUUAAGUAUCAGCCUCGCCACAUUUGAGUCGAAGCCUCUGCGGAAGCUCACUUUUGCAGAUCUUCUUGAAGCAACGAAUGGCUUCCACAAUGACAGCCUUAUAGGCUCUGGAGGUUUUGGUGAUGUGUACAAGGCACAACUGAAAGAUGGAAGCGUUGUGGCCAUCAAGAAACUGAUACAUAUCAGUGGACAGGGUGAUAGAGAAUUCACUGCCGAAAUGGAGACCAUUGGCAAGAUCAAGCACAGGAACCUCGUUCCACUCCUUGGUUACUGCAAAGUUGGAGAAGAGCGACUCUUGGUGUACGAGUACAUGAAAUAUGGUAGCUUAGAAGACGUUCUACAUAACCAAAAGAAAACAGGGAUCAAACUGAACUGGGCUGCAAGAAGAAAGAUUGCCAUCGGUGCUGCCAAAGGAUUAACUUUUCUUCACCAUAAUUGCAUCCCGCUUAUCAUUCACCGGGACAUGAAAUCCAGCAAUGUCUUGCUUGAUGAGAACUUGGAGGCCAGAGUCUCUGAUUUUGGAAUGGCGAGGCUUAUGAGUACAAUGGACACCCAUUUGAGUGUUAGCACCUUAGCAGGCACGCCUGGUUAUGUCCCUCCCGAAUAUUACCAGAGCUUUAGGUGUUCAAUCAAAGGGGAUGUGUACAGUUAUGGUGUAGUCUUGCUUGAGUUGCUGACAGGAAAAAAGCCAACAGAUUCAUCUGAUUUUGGUGACAAUAAUCUUGUUGGGUGGGUGAAGCAGCAUGCCAAAUUGAAAAUAAGCGAUGUUUUUGAUCCGAUGCUUUUAAAAGAUGAUCCGAGCCUUGAGAUGGAGCUCCUAGAAUAUUUAAAGGUAGCUUGUGCUUGUUUAGAUGAUCGGCAUUCUAAACGACCCACAAUGAUUCAAGUAAUGGCGAUGUUUAAAGAAAUCCAAGCAGGGUCUGGGCUUGACUCACGGUCCACGAUCGCCACGGAAGAUGGAGGUUUUAGUGCAAUUGAAAUGGUAGAGAUGAGCAUAAAAGAAGGCCCAGAGCUAAGCAAGCAGUAG
Dovyalis caffra is the source of this 3582-nucleotide messenger RNA. NCBI's taxonomy places the organism in Eukaryota, Viridiplantae, Streptophyta, Magnoliopsida, Malpighiales, Salicaceae. The record is from the annotation of a GenBank genome assembly.